This is a messenger RNA of Talaromyces amestolkiae, 1251 nucleotides long. RefSeq lists its product as uncharacterized. Gene Ontology annotation, cellular component: cytoplasm. The transcript is spliced from 3 exons. Bases 1 to 1251 code for a protein of 416 amino acids. The record is from RefSeq and is a predicted model, not a curated record. Gene Ontology annotation, molecular function: flavin adenine dinucleotide binding; electron-transferring-flavoprotein dehydrogenase activity. NCBI's taxonomy places the organism in Eukaryota, Fungi, Ascomycota, Eurotiomycetes, Eurotiales, Trichocomaceae.
AUGCCUCUCCUCGAAAGGAUCAGAUUUACUCUCAAAUUUCUCCGCAUUGCCAUCCCAAUCGUCUUCACCGUAAUCCAACAACGCAUCCUCGCCCUCCACCACAAAUGGACAUACCACUCCGUCCCAGCUCCAAAAGACAUUGUAGUCCUCGGCGGCUCGUUUACCGGUAUCCAACUCGUGCGGCGACUUCAAGAAAGUGUCCCCUCGGGAUAUCGCGUAACACUAAUUGAAAGAAAUUCUCAUUUUCAUUAUCUAUUCAAUUUUCCGCGCUACUCUGUUAUGACGGGCGGGAGGGAGAAAUAUGCUUUUAUCCCCUUUGAUGGUAUCGCUGCUACAGCCCCCAGGGGAGCUUUUCGGCAUAUCCAGGACACUGCUACCAGUAUCAAAGAUGGGAGGGUAUAUCUAGAGUCUGGGAGAGUGGUUGAAUAUGCCUAUCUCGUAAUCGCGACGGGGUCGAGAGGGUCUGUGCCUGCGAAAUUGACUUCUACAGAGAUCAAUGAGGCGUGCAAAGAAAUGCAGAGUGUUCAGGAGGAUAUACAGGCGGCCCAACGAAUCGCGGUGGUGGGCGGAGGCGCAGUGGGCGUCGAAUUGGCUGCUGAUAUCAAGAGUUUUUAUCCGGAAAAGGAUGUUACAAUUGUGCAUUCUAGAGAGCGGCUGUUGUCAAGGUUUAGACCGAGGCUGCAUGAUUAUGUGUAUGAGAAAUUGCAGGAUAUGGGUAUCAAUAUCAUUCUGAAUGAGAGGCCACAGAUCAAAAAGGGGAAGAAUGCGCUCUUGUUCUCGAAUGGGGAAAUAAGGGACUACGAUCUCAUCUUACCCUGCGCUGGUCAAACCCCUAAUUCCGACAUAAUCAAAGACCUCGCCCCAGAGGCCAUAUGCCCAAAGACAAAUCAUGUCCUCGUCAAACCGACAUUGCAAAUCGACACGAGUCGGUCUUCGAACGUAUUCGCUAUGGGCGAUGUAGCCGAGACCGGGGGCUCCAGAAUGGCGAGUGCUGGCUUCUUUCAAACGGAGACUAUUCUGCAAAAUAUAUAUACCAUGAUCCGUGGAAAGACUCCGUCAAGCGUAUAUAAGCCCUGUCUCGUUAUUGAGGGGAGACUGAAGUUGAGUUUGGGGAAGGAUGAGGGAGUGCUGUAUAUUGAAGAUGACGACGGCACUGAUAUGUUGUCUCCUACCAAAUUGAAAUUAUUGGAUCUGGGUAUUGAAGAAGCGUGGACGGUUUUGUAUCUGAAGUUCCCGGGAAAGUUGAUUUGA